UAAAAAAUUACAAUAAUCAUGAACAUCCAUUAAUUACCAUAAUAAUAGCAAUCCUCAUAUGAUCCUAGACUAUGUCCUUUAGCCAUUAAAAUAAUAACUAUCACAACAGUACUUAUCUAUUUAGUUAAUUAUUUUUUUGAUAAUAUAUUCAACAAAUGGUUUAUGGAUAUACCUUACUUGGUUAUUGAGAAUUAUGAGAUAUAGAGAUUAUUUUUUACACAGUUUAUUGAAAGUAAAUUAUCUUUUAAACAGAUAGACUUAUUUGGAAUAAUUAUAAUGCCCUUCCUUUUUUAUUGCAAUGUUCAAGAUAUAGAAAAAUCUCUAGGAACAGUGGUAUUUUUGAUUGAUUUCUUCAUUAAGAAUUUUCUAAUUUAGGUAUUCUAUAUCUUUAAAUUAGUUCAUAUUUCAAAUCUUUGCAUUAAUAAUCUAAAAUAAUAACAUGUAUUCAUAUGGUUUGUGGAAUGUUUUGUUUGUUUACAUUUCUUUAUCGUAAAACUUAUAACUAAAUGUAGAUGUUUUGCCAAUCCAAAUGAAACAAGAAGCCUUGUUCUCCUUCCUUGGUAUUUCAUCCCUUUCUAAAUGACUUCAAAAUAUAUUCCAUUUGUUUGGAUGGGCAUUCAUUUACUAUUUAACAGAAAUUUAGAUUCCUUUGCAGCUCUUCUUCUUAUUAUAAUUGAAAUUAAAUGCUUUAAAUUUAUGAUUUUUAGACCUAGUCAAGUAACAAAAAAUUCUAUUAUUAAAUUAGAUAUUCAUUUAAAAAUUAGAGAACUCCUGUUUUUUUAGAUGCUUUAAAAAAAGAACAGAUUUCUUUGCUAUCUAAUAGGAUUUUAAAGCUCGUUAACCUAAUUAGGUAUAAGAAUAGAGGCCAAUACCUUAAGUUUAGCCAUUUUCAGGAUAAGGUAUUUAAAUUGGAGCCAAUAUUAAUUUUGAUAAUCUAAACAUUAAUAAUAUUCAAAACAGCUUCAUUAAUGUGUAAGAUAUUUAUUUUUAAUUUAGUGAAUCAUCUCAAAAUUAAUUUCAAAAUUCCAAUUGA
Molecule: messenger RNA, 1033 nt
Organism: Paramecium sonneborni
Lineage: Eukaryota; Ciliophora; Oligohymenophorea; Peniculida; Parameciidae
Source: the annotation of a GenBank genome assembly